GCGAUAUUAUGGGAUAUCGAAGCGAUUCGAUUUUUACGCGAAAAUUACCGAAUCGUAGGAUCCUUUAUUGGAUGUCUCCCACGAUAUCCAUUACAAAAUCAAUUAUUUGGGUUGCCUAUGACAUUGAUGCCUGAAGAAGUAACUUUACUUCUUUCUAAAGGAAUAAUCGUUUUGGUUGAUGAUGCAAAGAGUCAUCGAUCACCCACGCAAGCGCAGAUCGAGGAAUCUGAACAAAUGAGGUCUCAAGAAGAGAAUAAACAGUUACAGGAAUAUAUAAAAUCUAUAGAGAAAAAAAAAUUAAAGAUUGAACUCUUACGAAAAAAUAAUGAUUCAAGUCAGCCGAAUGACCCAAAAGAAAAUGAUAUACCACUUCAGCAAAAGCAAGAAGUUCAGGAUCAGCAAAAUUCUUUAGAUCUUGAAAACCAAACAUCAAAAAUAAGUGGUUUCGCGCCAUUGAUUAAUAUUAAAACAACAUCUUCAUUUCCUUGGUAUAAUGAUAAUGGGAAUUGUUAUAGUUCCAUCGAUAUAGCAAAGCAAAACAAUUUAUGGGUUUGGCCGAACGUUCAAAAGGAUAUACAGAAAUACAAAGUGUAUUGUGAUUUGUGGGAUCAAGGAUAUUAUAUCACAAGUGGUAUUAAAUUUGGUGGCGAUUAUCUUUUAUAUCCUGGGGAUCCACUCAGAUAUCAUAGUCAUUUUAUAGCUACUGUCCUUGAUAUAGAUAGAAUAAUAUCUCCCAUGGAUAUUAUUACAUUCGGUCGUCUUGGAACUGCUGUUAAAAAGUCAUACAUGCUAUGUUCUUGGGAUCAGCAACAGGAUAAAGCUGUAUAUCAUUGUUUAGAAUGGUCAGGAUUUGGUUAA
Molecule: messenger RNA, 858 nt
Organism: Funneliformis mosseae
Lineage: Eukaryota; Fungi; Glomeromycota; Glomeromycetes; Glomerales; Glomeraceae
Source: the annotation of a GenBank genome assembly